AUGACUCUGACCGAAGAUCUUGCAAAUGAUGGUCAACAGACACCUGAUCCUUUAACACCUAUGGGCCCAAGUUUUGAUGAUAUAGAUGAGACAGAGGAUUAUCGUCUUGCCAAACACAAGCUUGAUAAAACACCCACUGGCCAUAGGAAGAGGAGUUUAACUGCAGAUAUGUCAAACUCAUUCAUGACUUGGGACAAGUUUUGUGCUUGGAGGAUGCUGAAGUUACAUCUCCACCACGAUCCAACCAACCUUCUGGAAGUGCCCACAGUGGAGUUGAUAUUUGCAGUUAUGGCAUCCAAUGAUGAUGAGGAUGAUAUGAUCAUCAUUAUGUAUGUGACAUUAUUGGCCGCAGCGUCACUCAAUACUAGAGAACCAUGUAGGGAUAGUAUCUUUCGGGGGUCAAUGAUGAUAAAUGAGAUAUUGAAUGGCCAUUCGGAUAGAUGUUACCAAGAAUAUAGGAUGGAACGGCAUGUAUUUGUUAACCUAUAUAGUCUAAUGGUUAAUAGGGGUUGGUUGAAUGAUACUCGGUAUAUUAGGGUAGAUGAACAAAUAGCAAUGUUCUUGUUCAUAGUAGGAAAGAGAGCAAGUAAUAGAGAUGUGCAAGAGAGAUUUCAGCAUUCUGGCGAAACAAUUAGUCGAAUCUUCAACAUGGUAUUGCUAGCUAUGCGUAAAUUAGCUAAGGAAAGAAUCAGGCCACCAAGAUUCAAUCGAAUCCCUAUUGAGAUUGAAGCAAACCCAAAAUACUAUCCGUAUUUCAAGGAUUGCAUUGGUGCCAUCGAUGGCACUCAUAUCCAUGCUAUUGUACCAAUGGAAGAUCAAAAACGAUAUCGAAAUCGGAAAGGAAUUACAACACAAAAUGUCAUGUGUGCUUGUUCUUUCGACAUGCGCUUUAUAUUUGUGAAUGUUGGCUGGGAAGGUAGUGCCAAUGACUGUCGGGUCUUUGAAUCAGCAAGAAGUAAUCCAAGUUUUAACUUCCCUCAUCCACCUCCAGGCAAAUAUUACGUUGUAGACUCUGGUUAUGCGAAUCAGACAGGAUAUUUGACACCAUUCAGAGGUGAGAGAUAUCAUCUUCCAGAUUAUAGAGGUGCAGGAAGAACUCCAAGAACAGCUAGAGAAUUGUUCAACUACAGGCAUUCCUCUUUGAGGAAUGUCAUUGAACGUACAUUUGGAGUUAUCAAAAACAAAUUCUUGCUUUUAAGACAGAUGCAUCAUUUUUCUGUGAAGACCCAAGGUAAUAUUGUCAUUGCAUGUUGUGGUUUGCAUAACUACAUUAGAGAUGAACAAAAAUUAGAUAAAUAUUUUUCCAAACUUGGUGGAGAUGAAGCUGAAUCAGAUCUUGAUGAGUUAAACCCACCUCCUGAAGAGUAUAAUGGACCCUCAUCAUUGAGUCAAAGGGAACAAGCCAGACAGAUGAACGAUAUUAGGAACUGA
Messenger RNA from Telopea speciosissima, 1431 nucleotides. RefSeq lists its product as uncharacterized. The record is from RefSeq and is a predicted model, not a curated record. NCBI's taxonomy places the organism in Eukaryota, Viridiplantae, Streptophyta, Magnoliopsida, Proteales, Proteaceae. Bases 1 to 1431 code for a protein of 476 amino acids. The transcript is spliced from 4 exons.